Molecule: messenger RNA, 1113 nt
Organism: Epithele typhae
Lineage: Eukaryota; Fungi; Basidiomycota; Agaricomycetes; Polyporales; Epitheliaceae
Exons: 7
Coding region: 1-1113 (370 amino acids)
Biological process (GO): peptidyl-arginine methylation
Cellular component (GO): nucleus; cytoplasm
Molecular function (GO): protein arginine N5-methyltransferase activity; protein binding
Source: RefSeq, a predicted model, not a curated record
AUGGACGUAGACGUCAAUGGAAUCGUCGAGCAGGGCUAUGCGCUCGUCGACGCAAUCCUUUCUCGACGGUCGCUGCCCGAGAUCAAAGGUCUAGUGGUGGACGGUGCUCCUGUCUGGUAUCAGGACGACGAAGGGACUUCACCGCUGCACGCUGCGGCAUACGUUGAGAACAAUGAACUCGUCAAGUUCCUCAUCGAAGAGGGCGCGCUGUGGAACGCUGUGGACAAACUGCACAACACCGCCGGAGACAUCGCACUGUCUCUGAACAAUGAAACGGCUUACACCAUCAUCCGCGAUGCCGGCAUUCGCUCUGAACUUUUGCUGAGAGUGCUUGCUAAACAUUCGCCGGCUGCCAACUCUCCCCUGGCCCUGAUUCUCAAAGCAACCGACAACACGGCGGCGGGCUCGACCGACACCUUUUUGGCCACAAAGCUGCAGUACGUCACCGACGAGCAGGGGCAGGAGGUUUGCGUGGUGAAAGUCGGCCAUGAAGAAGAGGUUGGAGUUAUGAUGGGAUGGGAGAGGGCAUCAGUGAUGCAGGACACCGUGCGUAACUUGUGCACCGGUCACCCGGAACUAGCCAACGGCUUGAAGAUUCUCAACGUUGGGUUUGGGCUUGGGAUUGUGGAUGCUCUCUUCCAGGAGACAUCCAAACCGGCGGUGCAUGUGAUCAUUGAGCCACAUCCUGAUGUUCUGCAGCACAUGCGAGAACAAGGGUGGUAUGACAAGGAAGGCGUCAAGAUCCUCGAAGGCAAAUGGCAAGAAUUUGUGGAAAGCGACGAUCUGUUGAGCAUUGGCGGCUUCGAUGUCAUCUACACAGACACGUUCUCCGAAGACUAUGCCGAGUUGCACCGAUUAUUUGGUCAUGUGCCGGACCUACUUGCGGGCCCCGAUUCACGCUUCGGCUUUUUCAAUGGGCUGGGCGCCACCAAUGCUCUGUUCUACGACGUCUACACCCACGUCUCGGAGUUGCAUCUUGCAGACGUGGGUAUGGAUGUUGAGUGGAGCGACGUUGAUGUCUUCGAGGGCGACGCGGACAGAUGGGGGAAGACCCGGGAGUACUUCGCGAUGCGGACCUAUCGCCUCCCCAUCGCCAAAAUGAGGGCACUGUGA